Messenger RNA from Trichomycterus rosablanca, 1237 nucleotides. RefSeq names its product proteasome 20S subunit beta 5 (gene psmb5). Gene Ontology annotation, molecular function: threonine-type endopeptidase activity. Gene Ontology annotation, cellular component: proteasome core complex. The record is from RefSeq and is a predicted model, not a curated record. Lineage: Eukaryota; Metazoa; Chordata; Actinopteri; Siluriformes; Trichomycteridae. The transcript is spliced from 3 exons. The coding region runs from base 12 to 818 and encodes 268 amino acids.
CAUUUGUAAAGAUGGCGCUGGUUAGUGUGCUUCGGUCUGAGUGUGCAGAUUUCAACAAUGAUUUUAAUCAGCGAUUUGGCUGUGGAUUUAACGACAUUGACCUUGGCUUAGGUGCCAAACCUGCAGAUUGUCUCAAUUUCGCGUUAAAAGCCGCUGAAGGUGAAGACGACGGUUCUGAAAGAAAAAUUGAGUUUCUUCACGGAACGACCACCUUAGCAUUUAAAUUUCAGCAUGGUGUGAUUGUAGCUGUGGACUCCAGAGCAACAGCUGGUUCAUAUAUUGCCUCUCAGACAGUGAAGAAGGUCAUAGAGAUUAACCCAUAUCUUUUGGGAACCAUGGCAGGGGGUGCUGCAGAUUGCAGUUUUUGGGAGCGCCUGCUGGCCAGGCAGUGCCGCAUCUAUGAAUUACGGAACAAGGAGCGCAUCUCAGUGGCUGCUGCCUCCAAACUGCUGGCUAACAUGGUUUACCAGUACAAAGGAAUGGGCCUAAGUAUGGGCACUAUGGUCUGUGGCUGGGACAAGAGAGGACCAGGGCUUUACUAUGUGGAUUCGGAAGGAAACCGUGUGUGUGGUGACAUGUUCGCAGUUGGCUCAGGCUCUAUGUAUGCCUAUGGUGUCCUUGACAGUGGCCACCGGCACAACCUGACCAUUGAGGAGGCUUGUGAUCUCGGUCGCCGUGCCAUCUACCAGGCUACCUAUCGUGAUGCCUACAGUGGUGGACAAGUCAACCUAUACCGUGUACACAGUGAUGGCUGGGAAAGGGUCUCACAGGAAGAUGUGCUUCAGCUCCACCAUCAAUACCAGAGUCAGAAAGCUUAGGUAGAUUGAACACAGUGGGAAGUCAGAAAUGAGGUUAAGAGUUUGAAAUGCUGCAACACAAUGGUAAUUUUGAAGUGCAUUCAAUUUGUUUCUUAGCUAUAAAACAUAUUAAAUCUGAGAAAAUUAUUAAUUGAAUUGGGGUUUGUUAAAGCAGGAAAAUAGGCAAACUUGGUUGCCCUGCACUCUGUCUUUGCACCUACAUUCAGUUACCACAAUUCAUAUUUUGUAAGUUUUUUUUUGUUCUCUACAUUAGUAUUACAUUUCAAGCUGUGGACAGAAGAUUUGGUUUUUGGGUGUGAUGAGGUGAUGGAAAACACUAGCCUAAAUGUCAUUUGCUUGGCUAUUUUGUGUUGUAGUGCUUCUGUUCUCAUUUUACACAUGUAACAGUUAAAUAAAACCACAUUUAUUAAACAUUGUAA